Messenger RNA from Mercenaria mercenaria, 2209 nucleotides. Its product is annotated as serine/arginine-rich splicing factor 4-like. Gene Ontology annotation, molecular function: calcium ion binding. The transcript has 6 exons. The record is from RefSeq and is a predicted model, not a curated record. NCBI's taxonomy places the organism in Eukaryota, Metazoa, Mollusca, Bivalvia, Venerida, Veneridae. The coding region runs from base 163 to 1266 and encodes 367 amino acids.
AGUAAACAGACUGUUGUUGUCAUGGAGCCACGAGAGGUCACAUGCACCAAUCAAACAUCAGUACAGGAAGCUUGGUUUUAAAAGUUUAAUUGUGUUGUCCAUUUGAGAAUAUUUAAGAAAUAACGGUGUGACAAACAAAUUGAUAAAGGCUAAAACUGCAGAAUGGGUGAUUCAAUUCCUUCCGAGAAGAAACUGAAAGACGUAUUUGAGGAUUGUUCCAGUGGGGAUGGUUCGCUGGACAAGGACGAAUUCAAGUCACUGUGUUACAGAUUUUACCUUUCUCCAACUAAUAGUGAAGUUAAUGACAAGUUCAAACAGCUGGAUAAAAACAGUGAUGACAAAUUAACAUUUGACGAGGUUAAAACCCUAAUAGAGGAACUAUGGACUUCACUGGAAGAAAGAAAAGAGGCUUUCCGGGCUGACAUCCGAGACUGUAUGAAAAAUGACGGUCCGAUAACAAGAGACGAUCUCAAGGGAAUAUUGACGCGCGGGGAAGACGAUGACGCUCUAACGGAAGAAGAUCUCGAUUUCAUCUUCAGUAAAAUGGACUUGGAUGGGGAUAAAAAAAUCACAUUAGAAGAAUUGACCGAUCUGCUAUUCGAAAUGGAUCCGGAAGUCAUGUCCCGGGCAGUGUCGCGAUGCGAAUCGAGAAAAAGCAGGAGGAAAAGCAAAUCACGCAGUCGCAGUAAUUCAAGAGAAAGAAAAAGGAGCCGCAGUGGAUCUAGAGAGAGAAAGCGCAGUCGAAGUAAAUCUAGGGAAAGAAAACGAAGUCGCAGUGGAUCUAGAGAGAGAAAGCGCAGUCGCAGUAAAUCUAGUGAAAGAAAAGGAAGUCGCAGUAGAUCGAGAGAUAGGAGUCGUAGUAGAUCUAGAGAUAGCAAGCGCAGUGGAUCUGGGAAACGUCAUAGCUCUGCAGGGAGUCAUCGAAGUGGUAGCGGACAUGGAUCACGCAAGAACAGCAGACAAGAAGUUAUUGAAGUUGUUCAAGGCACAAUUGAACACAGUGAACAAGAAAAUACUGCAAAAAGUGAACAAGAAGACGAAUCUUUAAAUCAAGAAACAAAACAAAUUGAUGAACAACAAGAAUCAUCUAGCAAACAAAAAGAAGUUAACAAUGAACAAAAUGAAGAAAACAGUGAACAAAAAGAAGAAGAAAAUAGUGCACAAAAGGAGGAAGUUACUGAUCAAACGAAUAAUGCAAACGAACAAAAGGACAAUACAGAAAAUGACACAGCUCAGAAAACAGAUACUCAACAGAGCGAGGGUUAGGCGUGAAAACAAUGAGAAAACACGAAAAAAAAUUGAAAGAUGGAAGAAAAAACUAAACAAUUUUUAAAUUGUGAUAUGCUCUAGAACCUAUUUUAUGACUCAUACAUUUUCACUUGUAACAUAUCACAUCAAACUGUUUUAUUCGAAACAUUUUAAAACCUGAAAUGGCUUGAGAUAAAGCAAGGUUUAGAAAUUACUGAUAUUAAAAUUUGUCAUUGGCGGAAGUGUUCCUACCAAACAUUUUCAUCUUCAAAAGUAUGCAGGGAGAUUGUACACAUUUUUAAAUAAGUAAGUUAUUCUCAUUUUGUUUUCAAUAUUUUAUUAUUUUUAAGUAUCUGACAUUUUGCUCACAAACAGAAAAAUGCUAUCGUCUUUGUAUUUUUAUAAUCCUCAACUUCUGGAAAGAAGACAUUUUAAAGUUAUUAUCAUUUUCUCAUUAAUACAUUUGAUCAUACUGCGAAAAUCGUAUCCAGAUUCUGAUUUAAUAUUAUUAUAAAAUGAAACUUAAAAAGACAACAGAUACAGCAUAAUUUGAUCUUUCUUGACAUUGUGAAAACUUAUCAAUAGCAUAUUGUUCUAAGCGUAGCUAAAUUUCAAAAUUAUACGUUCAGUAAUUUCUAAAUUACUGACAGAUGAACUAAUGGCGGGUUAGUUGUUUUGUUCAGUAUAGAAUGCACAAUUUUUCGUUUCAAAUAAAUAGUGAAACUGACCGACUUUAUUUUGUUAAUUUUGAAAUAACUUAAUUGUAAUAUUCAGAAAACAGACAGAUUUGCAUAUAGUAAAUCCUAGAUUUCGGACAAAAAACUAUCUUCUAUAAUACCGAUUUCGAUUAAUAUAUGCAUCUGUUAUUUCAGUUAAUUUUAUGUACGUUAUAUAAACGAGAUUUGUAUGUAUAUAAUUUAGAUAUAGUGACUAUUUAUGAAAUAAAUUUAUAUUUUCUGAA